AUGUGCUUCUCGUUCGAGAGUCAUCAAUUAACUCAAAAUGAACCACAACCGUAUCAUUCUGAUAUGUUUCAAAAGAUGAUUCAAAAGGAUACAACUGUAUUUCCAAUUGCUGUAUUGAUAUAUAUGGACGACGUUGUGAAAUUUCGUACAAAAUCAAAGUCUACUUGUGGAAUUUAUUACACACUGUUAAAUUGGGAUUCUCAAUUAUGUUCGUCAAUGGAGUCUAUUCGAUUGCUAGGAUUUUGGGAAUUCGCAGACAAAUUAAUGAAUGAAAUCAAACAGUUGAACGGAUUCACUCUCACAGUGAUCCAUCCAUCCACAGGCCAAGAAAUUCCAAUUAGAAUUGAAGUUGCAGGUUUUAUUUGGGAUACUAUUGAGAAAUGGUUUUCCUUGCAACUGAUGAAAGACGAAUGUUCAAGGUGUUUAGAAACCAGUUCGUGUCAACAUCUUACUCCUAAUAUUUUAUAUGGAGCUUCGUUAUGCGAUCCUGAUUUCACUGUUGAGCCUAAGUCUAGAAAAAUAUUAGAAAUGAAAGAAAUUAUUCCUAAAAUUCCAGAAAUUAAACGCACAUAUCAACAAGCAUAUGUGAGAGAGAAAUGUUACGGCAUGAAUUUUCUCACUCUAGAAAAUAUGAAAGUGCUAUACAUGAAAUUAUCCAAGACAAAGCGAAACCAAUUACUGAAAACAUACUCAACAUGCACUCCAAUAGACAAUCCGUUCCUUAAAUAUCCGGAAGUAAUUGAUCCGUUUUGCAAUUCCCGAGGCUGA
Messenger RNA from Naegleria lovaniensis, 768 nucleotides. RefSeq lists its product as uncharacterized. The coding region runs from base 1 to 768 and encodes 255 amino acids. The transcript has a single exon. Lineage: Eukaryota; Heterolobosea; Eutetramitea; Acrasida; Naegleriidae. The record is from RefSeq and is a predicted model, not a curated record.